AUGACCAACACUGCCUGCCUGGCAAGGAAGAAGAAGUUCAAAGGUUCAGAAUUUAGAGUAGAACAAAAUACAAGAGGCUUGCUCUUUCUGAAGGGAAACAGAGAAACAGUGGAUCUGGAUCAGUGGGAAUGUUGGGGACUAGGGAGUUCAGACACGGUUGAGGCUGUGAUUCCACAGUCACAAUUCCCAAACAACUCUCCAGCCAUCACCCCUGAGACAUAUCCCCAACCCUCAAGAGCAGGCCAGGCCAGCAAGAAGAACAGGCAGUUGAACUCAGCCAAAGACUCCCUGAUAAAGCAGAGUGCACACCAGCCAUUAGAAAUCCAGGCUUCAGGAUUCCCUACUUUGUUGAUCUCAAAGAAUUCUUCCAUAAAUCUAACUCAUGGAAAGGGAGAAUGCCAUCCUGCAUUCUGCAUCCCGCAUCCUGCAUCCUGCAGGAGGGCCUUAUCAAAGCCUUACAUCCUUAGUGACAGAAGUUCAGUCACACAAUUAGGUACACAGGGAAUCUUGACAUUCCAGGAUGUGGCAAUUGAUUUCUCUCCCGAUGAGUGGGACUGCCUCGACUUUGCACAAAAGGCUUUGUACAGGGAAGUCAUGUUGGAGAAUUACAGUAACAUGGUCUCUGUGGGUCUUUCAGUGUCAAAACCAGACCUGAUCAGCUUCCUUGAACAAAUCCAAGAGCCCUGGAAUGUGAACAUUGGAGAGACAAAAAGCAAUGAACAAGAUUUAUAUUCUCAUCAAUCACAAGACUCAUUUUCACAGGAGAAUAAACAAGAUUGUAUCCAGAAGUUGGUAUAUGGAAUAGCUCAUAACCACAAACAAGGGAGGCAUUAUAUAAACAAUCAAAAUGUAGAGACACAAAACAAUUAUAUAGAAUGUGGAAAAUGUUUCAACAGGUAUGCAUGCCCUGUUAUGCAUAAGAGAAUUAAUUCCAAAGAGAAGGCAUGCAAAUGUAAAGACUGUCAUGCAAAAUUUCAACAUCACCAGAGAAUCCAUACUGAUGAGAAACCUUACAGAUGUCAAGAAUGUGGCAAGUCCUUUACCUGUGCCUCAGCUCUUCACAGACAUCACAGAAUCCAUACUGGUGAGAAACCUUACAAGUGUCAAGAAUGUGGCAAGUCCGUUACCCAUGUCUCAAAUCUUCAUAUUCAUCACAGAAUUCAUACUGGUGAAAAACCUUACAACUGUCAAGAAUGUGGCAAGUCCUUUUCCCAGGUCUCAAAUCUUCAUAGUCAUCACAGAAUUCACACUGGUGAGAAACCUUACAGCUGUCAAGAAUGUGGCAAAUCCUUUACCCAAGUCUCAGUUCUUCACAGACAUCACAGAAUCCAUACUGGUGAAAAACCUUACAGGUGUCAAGAAUGUGGCAAGUCCUUUACCUGGGUCUCACAUCUUCAUAUUCAUCACAGAAUUCACACUGGUGAGAAACCUUACAGGUGUCAAGAAUGUGGCAAGUCCUUUACCCAGGUCUCACAUCUUCAUAGUCAUCACAGAAUUCAUACUGGUGAAAAACCUUACAGGUGUCAAGAAUGUGGCAAGUCCUUUACCCGAGCCUCACAUCUUCAUAUUCAUCAAAGAAUUCAUACAGGUGACAAACCUUACAAAUGUAAAGAAUGUGGCAAGUCCUUUCACACAAAUUCAAGUCUUGUACUACAUCACAGAAUCCAUACUGGUGAAAAACCUUACAGGUGUCAAGAAUGUGGCAAGUCCUUUACCUGGGUCUCAGCUCUUCACACUCAUCACAGACUCCAUACUGGCGAGAAACUUUACAGAUGUCAAGAAUGUGGAAAGUCCUUUAUCUGGGCCUCUAAUCUUCACACUCAUCACCGAACCCAUACUGGUGAGAAACCUUAUAGAUGUCAAGAAUGUGGCAAGUCCUUUACUCAGGUCUCAUCUCUUCAAACUCAUCACAGAAUUCACACUGGUGAGAAACCUUACAGAUGUCAAGAAUGUGGCAAAUCCUUUACCCAUGUCUCAGUUCUUCAAAGACAUCACAGAAUCCAUACUGGUGAGAAACCUUACAGGUGUCAAGAAUGUGGCAAGUCCUUUACUCAGGUCUCAUCUCUUCAAACUCAUCACAGAAUUCAUACUGGUGAGAAACCUUACAGGUGUCAAGAAUGUGGCAAGUCCUUUACCUGGGUCUCAGCUCUUCACACUCAUCGCAGACUCCAUACUGGUGAGAAACCUUACAGGUGUCAAGAAUGUGGCAAGUCCUUUACCUGGGUCUCAGCUCUUCACACUCAUCGCAGACUCCAUACUGGUGAGAAACCUUACAGGUGUCAAGAAUGUGGCAAGUCCUUUACCCAGGUCUCAACUCUUCACACUCAUCUCAGACUUCAUACUGGUGAGAAACCUUAUAGGUGUCAAGAAUGUGGCAAGUCCUUUACCCAGGUCUCAACUCUUCACAAUCAUCUCAGACUCCAUACUGGUGACAAGCCUUACAACUGUAAAGAAUGUGGCAAAUCCUUUUACACAAAUUCAAGUCUUAGAAAGCAUGACAAAAUUCAUAUAAUGGGUACAUUUCAUGAAAUUUCUUAG
Messenger RNA from Arvicola amphibius (Eurasian water vole), 2538 nucleotides. RefSeq names its product zinc finger protein 420-like. Bases 1 to 2538 code for a protein of 845 amino acids. The transcript has 10 exons. Gene Ontology annotation, biological process: regulation of DNA-templated transcription. Lineage: Eukaryota; Metazoa; Chordata; Mammalia; Rodentia; Cricetidae. The record is from RefSeq and is a predicted model, not a curated record.